Molecule: messenger RNA, 1584 nt
Organism: Pestalotiopsis fici W106-1
Lineage: Eukaryota; Fungi; Ascomycota; Sordariomycetes; Amphisphaeriales; Sporocadaceae
Exons: 3
Coding region: 1-1584 (527 amino acids)
Biological process (GO): positive regulation of transcription by RNA polymerase II; negative regulation of transcription by RNA polymerase II
Molecular function (GO): zinc ion binding; RNA polymerase II cis-regulatory region sequence-specific DNA binding; DNA-binding transcription factor activity, RNA polymerase II-specific
Source: RefSeq, a predicted model, not a curated record
AUGCGCACUGCACUGCCAACCCGCCCGGUGACAUCGAUGGGAGAGUCGCAAGGCCCGUCUUCCUCCAACGAUGCUGCCUAUGCCUCUUCAGCCGGAUCGCGGAGUCCGGGCACUGAAAGUUUUACGACCUCUGGGCGGGACAUGGCUACAUCGCUCAGCCCGUCGCCAGUGCCAUAUAGCACUCUACACGACGAAAAGACUGCCAGCGCAAAAGCCAGUACAACUCCCUCAACCGGCCAAAGCGGUCAAGUCUGCAGCAAUUGCGGCACUACUAGAACGCCGUUAUGGAGGCGAUCUCCCCAGGGCGCCACUAUCUGCAAUGCUUGUGGGCUUUAUCUAAAGGCAAGGAAUUCGCAACGGCCUACGAAUCUAAAGCGGCCUCCUACAGUUGUAGCAGCAUCGUCCACUUCGCGAAAGUCGCCCGAGCAGACAUCACCAAAGCCCUGUAGCCAGACCAAUGGCGCAACCUACGUGGCUGCCGAUCAGACUCAGUCGGGAUCCUGUCCUGGCGGAGGUCGUUGCAAUGGCACAGGUGGUGCAGUGGGCUGCAGUGGCUGUCCGGCCUUUAACAAUCGGGUAGCCAAGAGUGCACAACUCAAUAGUCUGCAGAAUCAGGACCCGUCGACCCGUGAAAAGGACGUGGAUAGUGGGCCGCAGCCAAUCGAUGUGGCUGCUGAAGAGGCAAAUGGUCAGAAUACCACGGUUGUUAUUGCCUGUCGGAAUUGCGGUACAACCGUGACACCUCUGUGGCGCCGUGAUGAGACCGGCCACACGAUAUGCAAUGCUUGCGGUCUGUACUACAAACUGCAUGGAGUCCACCGACCUGUCACUAUGAAGAAGGCCAUCAUCAAGAGGCGUAAGAGAGUUAUCCCCGUGUCGCAAGGCGGCUCGGAGGAGGGGACACCAAUGGAAUCGGUCGAGCAGACAGUUCAAUACUCAAGUUCGGAGGAAAGGGGCAGUACGAAUGCAGAUGGAUCGAUAAAUCUUGGGUUCCGUCGGCGGAACGAGCACCCCAUGACCCUUUUGCCUGAACCAGUGCGUCACAGCCAAACCUCGACGCCUAUGCCAUCUUCGGAUCUGGCAGCCUACCACAAUGCAGUCACUCCUCAAUCGAUGGAUGGUCGGGAAGAUUCAUUGACGGACAACAACCGCCUCGCACCACUAACGUCGAUUGCUGCUCUGAGCGAGCGACAAUCGUCUUUGUCGCCAGCAUCCUUCUUGUCGCCUUCGAGGAAACGUUCCUUUUCUCCAGCUGACUCGGAACCCCCUCAGAGCGAAAUAGGACAGAGCGCAAAACGUCUCUCGUCCAUCAAAUCGAUUCUCAACCCUCCAGCAUCAGCACACAGUCCCAUUUCGAACCCGAUGGAGGAUGCUGCUGAGUCUUUGAGGCUGUUGAGAUCACCAGCAAGCACACUGUAUUCUGCACCGAGCCCCAUCCCGCAGUCGGCGAUCCCAAACUUACCUUCGAUAAACGAGAGCGAGCGGGAAAAGGCCGAUCGUAGGGCAGCGCUUCGACAGGAAGCCGAGAGAAUGAGAGAGAUCCUAGCUGCCAAAGAGCGGGAGCUCGCUGCUCUAGGUGACUGA